UGUUUAUAAUAUUCUAUGGUGUAAGAUCAAGUAAGGUUAUAUUCUCAUGAAGCAAACAACUUCAUAAGUGUUAAAAUUUCUAUCAGUGAUAUAAUUCAAGUUCGAAAUGAGUACAGAAGAAUCUUGUUCCGAAAUGGAUGAAAAUGAAACUGAGCAGACUGAAAGUGAGUGCCUACAAGGUUUUGUGAAUAUGGAAAAGUUUGUUAAAGAGGGGUUCAGUGUUAUCAGAGAGGCUAUACAAUGUGCCAAUGAAUUUUCUUCCUGUGAUUUUGAAUACCACAGCCUACAAAAACCAUUCAAGAAUAUCAUGGCAACUGAAUCAAAUCGAACAUUAACAUUGAUGAAUAAUAUACUCAAGAACUACGAAGUCAAAGGUAAUUUCAAGACUAGCAGCCUGGAUAUGAAAGAAGAUCUCUUGGUAGAAUCAAUUGACACAAUUUUGGAGAGAGUUGGAGAUUGUAUAGAUGAAAUUAAUGGUAUCAAGAAAUUUGUAUUCAAUUCAAAGGAAAUGGAAAAGUCUUCUACAUCUAUUAACGGAUCAUGGAAUAGAGUGAAUAAUUCUAAGUUUGUAGCAGCUGCAAAUGAAGAUGCUAAUCCUUCUUCUGUUUUGAAACUGUUAGUUAAAGACAUUAAACGACCACAAGAAUUGUUUACAGAUAAAAUUGAUAACAGUAAUGAUCAUCCUUGGGUACCUGAAAUCAAAGAAAAACCAAACUCUGUAAAACCUCUAGCAAUAUUUUUAGAAGAAACAGAGAGAGGUGAAGAAUAUUCACAUCCCUAUGAACUGGAAUUAGAAAAAUUCAAGGUACCUGAAGAACAACUCUUGGCUGAAUGUGAAGAUCCAAUAUUUCCUAAACCACUGGAAGAAACGCCACUCAUCGAAGUUGAUACAGAGGAAAAACUACAUGAACUCUUGGAAGAUUUAAGGAAAUAUAAAAUUAUUGCAAUCGAUUUAGAACAUCAUUCAUACAGAACGUUCUUGGGAAUAACAUGUUUAAUGCAAAUCUCAACUGGUGAAACAGAUUAUUUAAUCGAUACUCUAACCUUGAGAAACAAGUUGUUCGUGCUUAAUGAAAUUUUCACCAAACCUAGUAUACUCAAAGUUUUCCAUGGGGCUGAUUCAGAUAUUUUGUGGUUACAAAGAGAUUUAUCCUUAUAUAUUGUCAAUAUGUUCGAUACUCACCAAGCUGCCAAAUUAUUGGGAUAUUCAAGUCUUUCUCUUGCUUAUUUAUUAGAAAGAUUUUGUAAUUUUACUCCUAAUAAACACUUUCAGAUGGCCGACUGGAGAAUUAGGCCUUUACCUGAAGCUCUGAAGAAAUAUGCGAGAGAAGAUACUCAUUAUCUUAUUUACAUUUAUAAAGUAAUGAAAAUGGAACUCUUCAAAAAGUCUAAUAACACUAAUAAAUUUCUAUCCAUUGUUUAUGAUAGAAGCCUAGAAAUUUGCAAAAGACGAUUCUUCAAGCCACGUACUACUGAAAAUGCUCAUCUGGAUUAUUAUGGAUCGUGUAAAAGAAUGUUCGAUAAAAGGCAAAUGUACGCAUUUAAGGAGUUGUACUAUUGGCGAGACCAGAUAGCAAGAGAUCAAGAUGAAAGUAUAGGCUAUGUCCUUCCCAAUCAUAUGUUACUUCAAAUAGCAGAGACGCUACCUAGGGAAAUGCAAGGUAUUUUAGCUUGUUGUAAUCCAGUCCCAUCUUUGGUGAGAUCAAACUUGUUGGAACUUCAUCAGAUAAUACUUAAAGCAAGAGAUUUAUCAGUCGAUCAGCCUAUUUUACAAGACGAUACAAGAGCUAGAGGUAUUAUGGUAGAAAAACAGGAAAUCAAUUUGGAUCAUCCAUUUUUUUCUCCAUUUGAUUUGUCCAAAAAAGCAAAAACAGAGGAAAAUGCUCCCCCUUUACUUUUAGAUACAAAUUUUAAUCACAGAAAUAUACUUGAAAGUACAGCUCCAUUGGAGAAAUCUGAAUCGAUGUUUUCUGUAAUUACAAAAAAUUUCGAUAUGUUAGAAAAACCUCCAAGAUCAUACAAGAGCUUGACUCCUUUCCAAAGGUAUAACUGUGUUAAAAAAUUCUUGUCGGAUGAAGAAAAACAGAAGGAAGAGAAGUUGAAAGAACAAGCAAACCAAAAUAAUACGAGAGAUAUAAAGGUCAUCACCUCGGAAGUUAUUGAAAUAGAAGAGGAUAAUGAAAAAAUAUAUGAAAAUUUAGAUUUAAUAACCAAUGAAAGCAAAACCAUGGAUGAAAAGAUUGAAGCACUCAGUAAUCACUUCAGUAUAUUAUCACAAAAAACAAAGGAGGAUAUAGAAUGUGAAAAAAGACUAGAAGAACGAUUGUAUGAAAAGGCUUCCUCUAUUAUAACUGAAAAUUCUGAAAGCUUGAUGGAAAUAACAGAAAGCAGAAAAAGACAAAGGGAAGAAUCUGAUGAUGAUGAAGAAGAAUCUGAAAAUGAGCCACAAUUUUCAAAUUCUAACCCCAGAGUCAAAGUAGAGAGGACAAAAAAUCCAAGGAAUAAAAAUAAUAAAAAGCGAAAUUCUCGAGAAUUUCAGAAAAAAGAUGGUCAUAAACCUGAUUGGACGCAAGAUAAGAGUCGAAAAAGAAAAUCCGAGGAAAGUCAUUCAAGCUCUGAACAAAAGAAAAAUAAAUACAAUCAUCAAAUCCAAAACAGUCCUCAUAACAGAAGAAACCAUGGUAGUGAUAGAAAUAUAGAGCCAUUUGAUUAUUCCUCAGUUGAUUUCAGACAAUUUCAAGGAGGUGCAGGGGAAGUUAAUAAAGGAAAAACUAUCAAAUCGAAGUUCCAACCUAAAAAGAGCAACAAGUCGAAUAAAAAUCAAAAUUGGGGGAAAAGAAGAUAAAUAUUUUUUUAUAUUUUUUGUUAAUAUUGUAAAUAUAACUUAUUUUUUUGAAAUAUUACAUAUAGGUAUAAUAUUA
Messenger RNA from Harmonia axyridis, 2921 nucleotides. Its product is annotated as exosome component 10-like. The transcript has a single exon. The record is from RefSeq and is a predicted model, not a curated record. Gene Ontology annotation, molecular function: nucleic acid binding; nucleotide binding; 3'-5'-RNA exonuclease activity. Gene Ontology annotation, cellular component: nucleolus; nuclear exosome (RNase complex). The coding region runs from base 107 to 2845 and encodes 912 amino acids. Lineage: Eukaryota; Metazoa; Arthropoda; Insecta; Coleoptera; Coccinellidae. Gene Ontology annotation, biological process: nuclear polyadenylation-dependent rRNA catabolic process; nuclear polyadenylation-dependent CUT catabolic process; histone mRNA catabolic process.